Molecule: messenger RNA, 10278 nt
Organism: Cynocephalus volans (Philippine flying lemur)
Lineage: Eukaryota; Metazoa; Chordata; Mammalia; Dermoptera; Cynocephalidae
Product: serine-protein kinase ATM
Exons: 63
Coding region: 143-9316 (3057 amino acids)
Biological process (GO): DNA repair
Molecular function (GO): protein binding; protein serine/threonine kinase activity
Source: RefSeq, a predicted model, not a curated record
GUGACGCUUGGCGCGCAUGGGCAGCCUGUGCUCCGCCGCCGCUCUGCCUUACUUCUUUCACUGAGACGGACGCUGCGCGGCCACGCCGGCUUUGAACCGGAAGCGCGAACAGACAGUAAUGUGUAUUCUGAAAUUCUGAACCAUGAGUCUGGCACUUAAUGAUCUGCUUAUUUGCUGCCGUCAACUAGAACAUGAUAGAGCUACAGAACGAAAGAAGGAAGUUGAGAAAUUUAAGCAACUGAUUCGAGAUCCUGAAACAGUUCUACAUUUAGAUCGGCAUUCAGAUUCCAGACAAGGAAAAUAUUUGAAUUGGGAUGCUGUUUUUAGAUUUUUACAGAAAUAUAUUCAGAAAGAAACAGAAUGUCUGAGAACAGCAAAACCAAAUGUAUCAGCCUCAGCACAAGCCUCCAGGCAGAAAAAGAUGCAAGAAAUCAGUAGUUUGGUCAAAUACUUCAUUAAAUGUGCAAAUAAAAGAGCACCCAGGCUAAAAUGUCAAGAACUCUUGAAUUAUAUCAUGGAUACAGUGAAAGAUUCAUCCAGUGGUGCCAUUUAUGGAGCUGAUUAUAGCAACAUACUACUUAAAGACAUUCUUUCAGUGAGAAAAUACUGGUGUGAAAUAUCUCAGCAACAAUGGCUAGAAUUGUUCUCUUUGUACUUCAGGCUAUAUUUCAAACCUUCGCAAGACAUUAAUAGAGUUUUAGUGGCUAGAAUAAUUCAUGCUGUCACCAAAGGAUGCUGUUCGCAAACAGAUGGAUUAAAUUCUAAAUUUUUGGAUUUUUUUUCUAAGGCUAUUCAAUAUGCAAGACAAGAAAAGAGCUUAGCAGGUCUAAAUCAUAUCUUAGCGGCCCUAAUUAUCUUCCUCAAGACUUUGGCUGUCAGCUGUCGAAUUCGAGUUUGUGAAUUAGGAGAUGAAAUUCUUCCUACCUUGCUUUAUAUUUGGACUCAACACAGGCUUAAUGAUUCUUUAAAAGAAGUAAUUAUCGAAUUAUUUCAACUGCAAAUUUAUAUCCAUCAUCCAAAAGGAGCCAAAACCCAAGAAAAAGGUGCUUAUGAAUCAACAAAAUGGCAAAGUGUCUUAUACAAUUUAUAUGAUCUGCUAGUGAAUGAGAUAAGUCAUAUAGGAAGUAGAGGAAAAUAUUCUUCAGGAUCUCGUAAUAUUGCUGUCAAGGACAGUUUGAUUGGAUUAAUGGCAGAUAUUUGUCACCAGGUUUUUAAUGAACGUAUCAGGUCUUUGGAGAUUUCUCAGUCAUAUACUACUACGCAAAGACAAUGUAAUGAUUACAGUGCACCUUGUAAAAGGAGGAAAAUAGAAAUAGGCUGGGAAGUAAUAAAAGACCAUCUUCAGAAGCCACAGAAUGAUUUUGAUCUUGUGCCUUGGCUACAGAUUACAACUCAAUUAAUAUCAAAGUAUCCUGCAAGUUUACCUAACUGUGAACUAUCACCAUUAUUGAUGAUACUGUAUCAGCUUCUACCUCAGCAGCAACGUGGGGAACGCACACCAUAUGUGUUACGAUGCCUUAUAGAAGUUGCAUUAUGUCAGAGCAAGAAAUCAAACCUAGAAAGCUCACAGAAAUCAGAUUUGUUAAAACUCUGGAUUAAAAUUUGGUCUAUUACCUUUCGUGGUAUAAGUUCUGAACAAAUACAAGCUGAAAACUUUGGUUUACUUGGAGCCAUAAUUCAAGGUAGUCUAGUUGAGGUUGACAGAGAAUUCUGGAAGUUAUUUACUGGGUCAGCCUGCAGACCUUCAUGUCCUGCAGUAUGCUGUUUGACUUUGGCACUGACCGUCUGUGUAGUUCCUGAAACGGUAAAAACAGGACCAGAGCAAAACAUAUGUGAAGUAAAUAGAAGUGUUUCUUUAAAGGAAUUGAUAAUGAAGUGGCUCUUAUUCUAUCAGUUAGAGGAUGACUUAGAAGAUAGUACAGAACUGCCUCCAAUUCUUCACAGUAAUUUUCCUCAUCUUGUACUGGAGAAAAUCCUUGUGAGUCUCAUUAUGAAAAACUGUAAAGCUGCAAUGAAUUUUUUCCGAAGUGUGCCAGAAUGUGAACACCACCAAAAAGACAAAGAAGAGCCUUCAUUCUCAGAAGUAGAAGAGCUAUUUCUUCAGACAACUUUUGACAAGAUGGAUUUUUUAACCAUUGAGAAAGAAUGUGCUAUAGAAAAACACCAAUCCGGUAUUGGCUUUUCUGUCCACCAAAAUCUCAAGGAAUCACUGGAUCGUUAUCUUCUGGGAUUAUCAGAACAGCUUCUAAGCAGUUACUCACCUGAGAUUACAGAUUCAGAAACCCUAGUCCGGUGUUCAAGUCUUUUGGUGGGUGUUCUUGGCUGUUACUGUUAUGUGGGCAUAAUAUCUGAAGAGGAAGCAUAUAAAUCAGAAUUAUUCCAGAAAGCCAAGUCUCUAAUGCAAUGUGCAGGAGAAAGUAUCACUCUCUUUAAAAAUAAGACAAAUGAGGAAUCUAGAAUUGGUUCACUGAGAAAUAUGAUGCAUCUAUGUACAAGUUGCUUGUGUAACUGUACCAAGCAGAAUCCAAAUAAGAUUGCAUCUGGCUUUUUCUUACGAUUGUUAACAUCAAAGUUAAUGAAUGACAUUGCAGAUAUUUGUAAAAAUUUGGCAUCUUUUAUCAAAAAGCCAUUUGACUAUGGAGAAGUAGAAUCAGUGGAAGAUGAUACUGACGGAAAUCUAAUGGAAGUGGAGGAUCAGUCGUCCAUGGAUCUGUUUAAUGAUUACCCUGCCAGUAGUGUUAGUGAUGGAAAUGAAUCUGGAGAGAGCCAAAGUGCUAUUGGUGCCAUGAAUCCUUUAGCUGAAGAAUAUCUAUCAAAGCAAGAUCUACUUGCUUUAGACAUGCUCAAGUUCUUGUGUAUGUGUGUAACUACUGCUCAGACCAAUAAUGUGUCAUUUAGAGCAGCUGAUAUUCGGAGGAAAUUGUUGAUGUUAAUUGAUUCUAGCACACUAGACCCUGCUAAAUCUCUCCAUCUGCACAUGUAUCUAGUGCUUUUAAAGGAGCUUCCUGGAGAAGAAUAUCCCUUGCCAAUGGAAGAUGUUGUUGAACUUCUGAAGCCACUAUCCAAUGUGUGUUCUUUGUACCGUCGUGACCAAGAUGUUUGUAAAACAAUUUUAAACCAUUUCCUCCGCAUAGUGACAAACCUAGGUCAAGGUAAUAUGGACUCUGACAAUACAAGGGAUGCUCAAGGACAGUUUCUUACAGUCAUUGGAGCAUUUUGGCAUCUCACAAAGGAGAAGAAAUGCACAUUCUCUGUAAGAAUGGCACUAGUAAAAUGCCUUAAAACUUUGCUUGAGGCUGAUCCUUACUCAAAAUGGGCUAUUCUUAAUGUGAUGGGAAAAGACUUUCCAGUAAAUGAAAUAUUUCCUCAAUUUCUUGCUGAUAAUCAUCACCAAGUUCGAAUGUUGGCUGCAGUGUCAAUCAAUAGAUUAUUCCAGGAUAUGAAACAAGGAGAUUCUUCCAGUUUAUUGAAAGCACUUCCUUUGAAGCUUCAGCAAGCAGCUUUUGAAAAUGCAUACUUGAAAGCUCAGGAGGGAAUGAGAGAAGUGUCCCACAGUGCUGAGAACCCUGAACUUCUGGAUGAGAUUUAUAAUAGAAGAUCUGUUUUAUUGAUGAUGAUAGCUGUGGUUUUAUACUGUAGCCCUAUCUGUGAAAAACAGGCUUUGUUUGCCCUGUGCAAAUCUGUGAAAGAUAAUGGAUUAGAACCUCACCUCGUGAAAAAGGUUUUAGAGAAAGUUUCUGAAACUUUUGGAUAUAGACAUUUAGAAGAUUUCAUGACUUCUCAUUUAGAUUAUCUGGUUUUGGAAUGGCUAAACCUUCAAGAUACUGGAUACACCUUAUCUUCUUUUCCUUUUAUUUUAUUAAACUACACAAAUAUUGAGGAUUUCUAUAGAUCUUCUUAUAAAGUUUUGAUUCCACAUCUGGUAAUUAGAAGUCAUUUUGAAGAGGUGAAGUCUAUUGCUAGUCAUAUUCAAGAGGACUGGAAAAGUCUUCUAACCAACUGCUUUCCAAAGAUUCUUGUAAAUAUUCUUCCUUAUUUUGCCUACGAGAGUACAGGAGACAGUGGGAUAGCACAGCAAAGAGACACUGCCACCAAAGUCUAUGAUAUCCUUAAAGGUGAAAACUUCUUGGGAAAACAGAUUGAUCAUUUAUUUAUUAGUAAUUUACCAGAGAUUGUGGUGGAAUUAUUGAUGACAUUACAUGAACCAACAAAUUCUGGUGCCAGCCAAAGCACUGACCUCUGUGACUUUUCGGGGGAUUUGGAUCCUGCUCCUAAUCCACCUCAUUUUCCAUCGCAUGUGAUUAAAGCAACAUUUGCCUAUAUCAGCAAUUGUCAUAAAACCAAGCUUAAAAGCAUUUUAGAAAUUCUUUCUAAGAAUCCUGAUUCCUAUCAGAAAAUUCUUCUAGCAAUAUGUGAGCAAGCAGCUGAGACAAAUAAUGUUUAUAAAAGGCACAGAAUUCUUAAGAUAUAUCACCUGUUUGUUAGUUUAUUACUGAAAGAUAUAAAAAGUGGCUUAGGAGGAGCUUGGGCCUUUGUUCUUCGAGAUGUUAUUUAUACUUUGAUUCACUAUAUCAACAAAAGGCCUUCUCAUUUCAUGGAUGUGUCGUUGCGUAGCUUCUCCCUUUGUUGUGACCUAUUAAGUCGAGUUUGCCAGACAGCAGUGACUUACUGUAAGGAUGCUUUAGAAAACCAUCUUCACGUUAUUGUUGGUACACUUAUACCCCUUGUGGAUGAUCAGGUGGAAGUUCACAAGCAGGUGUUGGACUUACUGAAAUACUUAGUAAUAGAUAACAAAGAUAAUGAAAACCUCUAUGUCACGAUUAAACUUUUAGAUCCUUUUCCUGACCAUGUUGUUUUUAAGGAUUUACGUAUUGCUCAGCAGAAAAUCAAAUACAGUAGAGGACCCUUUUCACUCUUGGAGGAAAUUAACCAUUUUCUCUCAGUAAGUGUUUAUGAUGCACUUCCAUUGACAAGGCUUGAAGGAUUGAAGGAUCUUCGAAGACAACUGGAACAACAUAAAGAUCAGAUGAUGGAUCUUGUGAGAGCAUCUCAGGAUAACCCACAAGAUAGCGUUAUGGCAAAGCUAGUUGUCAACUUGUUGCAGUUAUCCAAGAUGGCAGUAAACCACACUGGUGAAAGAGAAGUUUUAGAGGCUGUUGGAAGCUGCUUGGGAGAAGUGGGUCCUAUAGAUUUCUCUACCAUAGCUAUACAACAUAAUAAAGACACAUCUUAUACCAAGGCUCUUGAGUUAUUUGAAGAUAAAGAACUUCAGUGGACCCUCAUAAUGCUGACCUACCUGAAUAAUACACUGGUAGAAGAUUGCGUCAAAGUUCGAUCAGCUGCUGUUACCUGUUUGAAAAACAUUUUAGCCACGAAGACUGGACAUAGUUUCUGGGAGAUUUAUAAGAUGACAACUGAUCCUAUGCUGGCCUAUCUACAGCCUUUUAGAACAUCGAGAAAAAAGUUUUUAGAAGUACCCAGACUUGAUAAAGAAAGCCCUUUAGAAGGCCUAGAUGAUACAAGUCUGUGGAUUCCUCAAAGUGAAAAUCACGAUGUUUGGGUAAAGACACUGACUUGUGCUUUUUUGGACAGUGGAAGCACUAAAAGUGAAAUUCUUCAAUUAUUAAAGCCAUUAUGUGAAGUGAAAACUGACUUUUGUCAGAUUGUGCUUCCAUACUUGAUUCAUGAUAUUUUACUCCAAGAUAGAAAUGAAUCAUGGAGAAAUCUGCUUUCUACACAUGUUCAGGGAUUUUUUACCAGCUGUUUUAGACAAUUCUCACAAGCAAGCCGAUCCACAACCCCUGCAAAUUUGGAUUCAGAGUCAGAGCACUUUUCCCGAUGCUGUUUGGAUAAAAGAUCACAAAGAACAAUGCUUGCUGUUGUGGACUACAUGAGAAGACAAAAGAGACCUUUUUCAGGAACAGUUUUUGAUGAUGCUUUCUGGCUGGAUCUGAAUUACCUAGAGGUUGCCAAGGUAGCUCAGUCUUGUGCUGCUCACUUUACAGCAUUGCUUUAUGCAGAAAUUUAUGCAGAUAAGAAAAGCAUGGAUGAUCAAGAGAAAAGAAGUCUUACAUUUGAAGAAGGAAGCCAAAGUACAACUAUUUCUAGUUUGAGUGAAAAAAGUAAAGAAGAAACUGGAAUAAGUUUACAGGAUCUUCUCUUAGAAAUCUACAGAAGUAUAGGAGAGCCAGAUAGUCUAUAUGGCUGUGGCGGAGGGAAGAUGUUACAACCCCUUACUAGACUACGAACAUAUGAACAUGAAGCUAUGUGGGGGAAAGCCCUAGUAACAUAUGACCUUGAGACAACAAUCUCCUCAUCAAUUCGACAAGCAGGAAUAAUUCAGGCUUUGCAGAAUUUGGGACUCUGCCAUAUUCUUUCUGUCUAUUUAAAAGGAUUAGAUCAUGAAAAUAAAGAAUGCUGUGCUGAACUACAGGAACUUUAUUACCAAGCAGCAUGGAGGAAUAUGCAGUGGGAUCACUGCAGUUCUGUCAACAAAGAAAUAGAAGGAACCAGUUACCACGAAUCAUUGUUUAAUGCUCUGCAGUCUCUAAGAGACAAAGAAUUCUCCACAUUUUAUGAAAGUCUCAAAUAUGCCAGAGUAAAAGAAGUGGAAGAGUUGUGUAAGGGUAGCCUCGAGUCUGUGUAUUCACUCUACCCCACACUUAGCAGAUUGCAGGCCAUCGGAGAGCUGGAGAACAUUGGGGAGCUUUUCUCAAGAUCAGUCACAGAUAGACAACUCUCUGAAGUAUAUAUGAAGUGGCGGAAACACUCCCAGCUUCUCAAGGAUAGUGAUUUUAAUUUUCAGGAGCCUAUCAUGGCUCUACGCACAGUCAUUUUGGAGAUUCUGAUGGAAAAGGAAAUGGAGAAUCCCCAAAGAGAAUGUUUUAAGGACAUUCUCACCAAGCACCUUGUAGAACUCUCUAUACUUGCUCGAACUUUCAAGAAUACCCAGCUCCCUGAAAGGGCAAUAUUUCAAAUUAAACAAUAUAAUUCACCUAGUUGUGGAGUCUCUGAGUGGCAACUGGAGGAAGCACAAGUGUUCUGGGCAAAAAAGGAGCAGAGUCUUGCCCUGAAUAUUCUCAAGCAAAUGAUCAAGAAGUUGGAUGCCAGUUGUACAGAGAAUGAUCCCAGCCUAAAACUUAUAUACACAGAAUGUCUGAGGGUUUGUGGCAACUGGUUAGCAGAAACUUGCUUAGAAAAUCCAGCAGUCAUCAUGCAGACCUAUCUAGAAAAGGCAGUGGAAGUUGCUGGACAUUAUGAUGGAGAAAGCAAUGAUGAGCUCAGAAAUGGAAAAAUGAAGGCAUUUUUGUCAUUAGCACGGUUCUCAGAUACUCAGUACCAGAGAAUUGAAAACUACAUGAAAUCAUCUGAAUUCGAAAACAAGCAAGCUCUCCUUAGAAGGGCCAAAGAGGAAGUGGGCCUCCUUAGGGAACAUAAAAUUCAGACCAACAGAUAUACCGUAAAGGUUCAGCGAGAGCUGGAGCUAGAUGAAUGUGCACUCCAUGCACUGAAAGAGGAUCGUAAACGCUUCUUAUGUAAAGCAGUUGAAAAUUAUAUCAACUGCUUAUUAAGUGGAGAAGAACAUGAUAUGUGGGUAUUCCGACUUUGUUCUCUCUGGCUUGAAAAUUCUGGAGUUUCUGAAGUUAAUGGCAUGAUGAAGAGAGAUGGAGUGAAGAUCCCAUCAUAUAAAUAUUUGCCUCUUAUGUACCAACUGGCGGCUAGAAUGGGAACCAAGAUGAUGGGAGGCCUAGGGUUUCAUGAAGUCCUCAAUAAUCUCAUCUCUAGAAUUUCAGUGGAUCACCCCCAUCAUACUUUGUUUAUUAUACUGGCCUUAGCAAAUGCAAACAAAGAUGAAUUUUUGACCAAACCAGAGGCAGUAAGAAGGAGUAAAAUAACUAAAAAUGCACCUAAACAAAGCUCUCAGCUUGAUGAGGAUCGAAUGGAGGCUGCAAACAAAAUCAUCUGUACAAUCAGAAGUAGGAGACCUCAGAUGGUCAAAAGUAUUGAGGCACUUUGUGAUGCUUAUAUUAUAUUAGCAAACUUUGAUGCCACUCAGUGGAAGACUCAGAGAAAAGGCAUAAAUAUUCCAGCAGACCAGCCAAUUACUAAACUUAAGAAUUUACAAGAUGUUGUUGUACCUACUAUGGAAAUUAAGGUGGACCCCACUGGAGAAUAUGGAAAUCUGGUUACUAUACAGUCAUUUAAAGCAGAAUUUCGCUUAGCAGGGGGUUUAAAUUUACCAAAAAUAAUAGAUUGUGUAGGUUCUGAUGGCAAAGAAAGGAGACAGCUUGUCAAGGGCCGUGAUGACCUGAGACAAGAUGCUGUCAUGCAGCAGGUUUUCCAGAUGUGUAAUACAUUACUACAGAGGAACACUGAAACUAGGAAGAGGAAAUUGACUAUUUGCACAUAUAAGGUGGUUCCCCUGUCUCAGCGAAGUGGUGUUCUUGAGUGGUGCACGGGAACUGUCCCUAUUGGUGAAUUUCUUGUUAACAAUGAAGAUGGUGCUCAUAAAAGAUACAGGCCAAAGGAUUUCAGUGCCCAUCAAUGCCAGAAGAAAAUGAUGGAUGUGCAAAAGAAGUCUUUUGAAGAAAAAUAUGAAACCUUCAUGGAUAUUUGCCAAAAUUUUCAACCAGUUUUCCGUUACUUCUGCAUGGAAAAAUUCUUGGACCCAGCUGUUUGGUUUGAGAAACGAUUGGCUUACACUCGCAGUGUGGCCACUUCUUCUAUUGUUGGUUACAUACUUGGACUUGGUGAUAGACAUGUACAAAAUAUCUUGAUAAAUGAGCAGUCAGCAGAGCUUGUACAUAUAGAUUUAGGGGUUGCUUUUGAACAGGGCAAAAUUCUUCCUACUCCUGAAAGAGUUCCUUUUAGACUCACCAGAGAUAUUGUGGAUGGCAUGGGUAUAACUGGUGUUGAAGGUGUCUUUAGACGAUGCUGUGAGAAAACUAUGGAAGUUAUGAGAAACUCUCAGGAAACUCUGUUAACCAUUGUAGAGGUCCUUCUGUAUGAUCCACUCUUUGACUGGACUAUGAAUCCUUUGAAAGCUUUGUAUUUACAGCAGAGGCCAGAAGAUGAAACUGAGCUCCACUCCACUCUAAAUGCAGAUGACCAAGAAUGCAAACGAAAUCUCAGUGAUAUUGACCAGAGUUUCAACAAAGUAGCUGAACGUGUCUUGAUGAGACUGCAAGAGAAACUGAAAGGAGUGGAGGAAGGCACCGUGCUCAGUGUGGGUGGACAAGUGAAUUUACUCAUACAGCAGGCCAUGGAUCCCAAAAAUCUCAGCCGACUUUUCCCAGGAUGGAAAGCUUGGGUGUGAUCUUCAGCAUAUACCUUACCCUUGAAUUCAACCUUUAGAAAUUAUAUUUCAGUCUUCAUUUUUAACCCACCCAUGUACUUUGAAUAGGGAUUAAUAUUUAACUGUGUUGCGUUUUUUUGUUCCUUUCUUGUUUUAAUUGCACCCAAAGAUGCUUUGAUGGUCUCAAGGAAUAUCUAUGCUCUCACACUAUAGAAAUAAUUGUUAUUCAUGCUCUACUUCUACGCUAAACACUUAACGAAUAUGAAGGUACAUCAAAAAGUUUGUGGAAAGAUUCAUAUUAUUUUUUAAAUUCAUUUUUCCACAGACUUUUUGAAAUACCCUCGUAUUCUCAAGUAUAUUCCUUGUUAUUUUCAAUAGGAUCACUGACUUACACAUUAGCUGGAAACAAUGGAAGCAGCAGGAGUGAUGGUUUUUCCUUUGGUAUGAAUUGGAACAAAUAAAUAUACUGCUACUUUGAGGUGGCUUUUAAUUAAAACUUGUUCCGCAGAUACUAUAUGUGAGUGAUAAAUUAUUUGAUAAUGUAGAAAGGAAAAAAACUUCACAUUUGUAACCAUCUAUCAUGAUAAUGCUACGUUAAAAAUAAGAAACAAUAUUGAACACAAAGUAGUAUUUAAGAAAUGUGUUUGGAUUUUCAGUAGCAAGAUCACCCACUAUUACUAAAUAAGGACGCUGUUACGGAGAAAAAAUUUCAAAGACACAGUGUAGUUCCUUUUUGUGGGUGGGGAGGAGGGUAGCUGGCUGGUACAGGGAUUGAACCCUGGACCUUGGUGUUAUCAGCACUAUGCUGUAACCAGCUGAGCUAACCAUCCAGCCCUGUAGUUACUCUUUCAAAAAGAUGUAUGUUGUACCAUUUCAUUCUGUUCUCUUUAUUUCUGUAUUGUCCAUAACUUUAUCUUUCUCUGAUGCUUUCAUAUAUUCUUCUAGUUCAUGAAUUUUCUUGUCAGCUUUAUAUAAUCUCUACU